CUUGAGGCGGCCUGACGGAGGGAGUCAACCCUCUUCUAGCGUCAAAUAAAUAUGUUGCUCUACCUACAGAGAUGUCUAUUCAUCCCUAUGGCCAAAUUGGUACUCAAAUUCUUGACAAUUGUAAUAUUAUUUCAGGCUGGAAAUGGCGACAUGCUUCGGCCGGUCAAUAAUAUCACCUUAGGGUCAAGGCUCUACCCUCAAAACAAUCCUUAUUGGGUUUCCCCUUCCCGCAUAUUUGCAUUUGGUUUCUACGAGAAAGGUGAUGGAUUUGCAGUUGGCAUAUGGCCGCUGGCUGUUGGUCCUGAACGCAUUGUUACAUGGACUGCAAAUAGAGAUGAUCCACCUAUCUCUUCAAACGCCUAUCUGGAGUUGACAGAGGAAGGUAAGCUUCUUGUUCGGACAACAGACACUGCCUCUGGAUUCAUCCCAAUUGUUUACAACUUGCAAGCACCUGCAACUUCAGCUUCAUUGCUUGAUUCUGGGAACUUUGUUCUCUCUGAUGGUGAUAAUGUCAUAUGGAAUAGCUUUGACUAUCCAACAGACACCAUAUUAGGGGGUCAAACACUUCUGUCGGGCGAGAGCCUAAUCUCUAGUGUAUCAGUGGCAGAUAGAUCAAGUGGAAGGUUUAAACUGGUUCUCCAGCACGAUGGUAAACUGGCGGCGUAUCCAGUGAGCGGUACAGGAGCGCCUGAUGAGGCUUACUGGUCAUACAACGCUGGACUUGAAUUUCAUGGUUUGUCUCUAGUUCUCACAGAAACAGGCCUUCUUUACUUGGAUCCAACCUUUGAUCUUAGUAAUGACAGCAUAGCGCAGGGCUUGAAUGUUUCUGAAAGUAGCGAAACAAUGAUUUACCGAGCAACCCUUGAUGCUGAUGGCAAUUUCAGGCUGUAUGCGCACAUAUUAAGUAACUCAAGCAUGAUGACCCUAUGGUCGGCAUUGAUGCCAUUUGAUCCCUGUAAAGUAAAAGGAUUUUGUGGCCUUAACAGCUAUUGCUCAGCUAAUGCCAGCAAAGGCAACGCUACUUGCAUCUGCUUUCCUGGCUUUAUCUACCAUGAUCCGGAUCCUGAUAAGAAAUUCCUGGGAUGCUACAGAAACUUCAGUUAUGAAAGAAUAUGUGGAAUUAGGGAAGAUGAUUCUUUGUCCAACAAAUAUUACUUAAUCCCGAUAAAAAACAUGGAAAUCAGGGGCGAUCCAUAUGUUAGUAUUCCAAUGGUUCAGGGGGACUGUUGCAAGUCUUGCAUAAGUGAUUGCAAUUGCUGGGCUGUUCUACACGCAAGUGGUAAUUGCAGCAAGUACAAGCCUCCUCUCCUGUAUGCAGCCCAAGAUCAGAACCAUUCAGGGGUAGCUUUCAUCAAGCAGAGUCACAACAGUUUCCAAUCUGCAGAGCCAAAAGUCUUGAGCUACUCAAUGUACAGAAGGAGAGCUCUUAAAUACCAGAAGCUCUUAAAAAUGGAAAACUUCGGCCUAAAUAAGGAGUUUACUCUUCGGUCAUUCUCCUAUAAUGAGCUCGAGAAAGCUACAAAUGGAUUCAAAGAGGAGAUAGGGUGCACUUCCUAUGGGAAGAUUUAUGGAGGAAUCAUAUCUCAAGGCGAUAGAAUUGUUGCUGUAAAGAGACUAGAAAAAGUUGACGACGAAGGAGAGAGGGAAUUCAUAGCUGAAAUGGCUGCUAUGGGGCGAAUUCAUCACAAGAAUGUUGUUCAACUAGUGGGCUUCUGCUUGGAGGGUGCUAAAAAGCUCCUUGUAUAUGACUUUACGAAAACCAGAUCACUGGCAGAAUGUCUCUCUGAUGUCGAAAAAAGACCCUUUUGGAACCAAAGAAUGAAACUUGCAUUCGACAUAGCUCAAGGGAUUCUUUAUUUGCACCAGGAAUGUGAUACACAUAUCAUCCACUGCAAUAUUAGGCCGGAAAAUAUACUAGUGGGUGACAAUUGGACAGCUAAAAUAGCUAAUUUCAGUUCUGCAAAGCUUCUAAUUCCAUAUCAAAAGCAAACUCUGGCCUUGGAGAGACAGAGAAGAGGAUACUCGGCGCCAGAAUGGCAGAAGAAAGCCUCUGCAUCAGAGAAGGUAGAUGUUUAUAGCUAUGGAGUUGUGCUGUUGGAAAUAAUUUGUUGCAACACUACUGAGGAAAUUAAUGUUCAAAGCCCAGAUAAUGACUUUUCUACUAGGGUGUACAAUUAUUUUAUGGGCAAACAAUUGAGAAAGCUCAUUGGAGAUGAAGAGGUAGAUAUGGACUCACUGGAGAGAAUGGUUAAGGUUGGAUUGUGUUGCAUUCAUCAUGAUCCUGAUCUGAGGCCAUCCAUGAAAAAUGUGAUUCUGAUGUUAGAAGGUGCCAUUGAUACACCAGCUCCCCUUUGUCCAAUCUAGUGGUAGGUAGCUUGUAUUGCAGACUAGACCAAGAUUUUUUUUUCCUUUUUCCUUAUGUUUUUUUCAAUGUCUUUACGCCUUUUUUUUUUUGCCAACGUCUUUAUGUAAAAUUGCAUAUAAUUUACCUUAGUAAAAGUUUCCUGUUAUAUGUGAAUGUAAGCAAGUUGUAAUAGUCCACAAAGUUUAAAUUUAUGAAGAUUACUUUCUUUCAUUAUUAA
This is a messenger RNA of Coffea arabica (coffee), 2582 nucleotides long. The record is from RefSeq and is a predicted model, not a curated record. Lineage: Eukaryota; Viridiplantae; Streptophyta; Magnoliopsida; Gentianales; Rubiaceae.